AUGUCGACUAACGCAGAAACGGUGACAGCCGUGCCUGGAGUGCCUACUCCGACCAUCGACGACGGCGCAAAUGCUACCUCCAACGCCAACAAUCCACGGAUCCAACAGGACGGACCUUCGCUUACUGAAGCGCUCACGCUUCGUCGCAAUCUGCUGCAGUCGCUAUGGAUGGGUGUUCGACAACUGCCGCGAGGACGACGCAUCGUUCUGAUGAUCCGAUUGGCCGUUUCUUUCGCCCAAAUUGUAGCCUUCAUCCCAAUCCUCGCGCUACCCGGCUCGCACCACGUUUCACCUUCUCACGAGGCCGGCAGAGUCUGCAAUCCAGACAGCCUCUUCAAGUAUCUUGUGGUGCACAUUGUUCGACUGGCGCUCGACAUUCCUGUAGAACUCUAUCUGGGGCUCAGCCCACACCGUACACGGCGAGGUCGACGAGCUGGACCUGAGGCACGUGCCAUCGCUGAACGUGACCGACCAUUGGGUUCAGAAUACCUCGACAUGAAGAUAGGCAAGAUCAGCACGGUCCUUGGCAUAGCCUCUUUGGUCAUCUUUUUCGUCGGCAACGCUAUUGUCUACAGCUCGACCGAAUGCUCGCAGAAACCAGCCGAGGCCGUGCCGCUCUUCUGGACAGCACUGGCUUCGCUCAUCGUGGUGUACGUCUUCAUUCUCGAGAUUGCUCUGCUGGCAUUUCUGAUCGUUUGCGCAUUGCCAUUGUUGAUCAUGGUGAUGCGCGCGUUGGGCUUGGCGCAUCGGCUACCACAGAGGGAGCUACACCCCGAGACAGGCAAGAUCGAUCAGAAGGAGGUGGACAAGCGCGUCAAGUUGGUUUACUAUACACCUGCUGAGGAGGAACAAGACGAUGCUCACCAUGACGAUGAGAGUACUGGCGUGGAAGCGCAAGAACAGCUUGACCAGCAAGGUCGUGAGGGCAACAUCGAGACAGUCGCACAGAACGAAUCCACACCAGCUCGUCCGGGCAUUGGAUCUAGGCAAUCGACACAAGUGUCUGUUAGAACCGUUGUGCAUCCCGCGCUGGGACGUCUGCGACGCUUAAGUCGACUCUUGAUAGCUCGUCGUCGUUCCGAAACGUCGUCUUCCCGCUUGAAUCAUCUCAAAUCCGCCCGCGACUCUGGCAAUGCCUCGACGUUGUCGAGCAGCACUUUGAGCGCCGAAACCGGAGCGGCACGAUCAGCAGCGCAAUCGAAGUUAUCCGCCAGGCAGCGACGAGGAAAACAACUCAAAUAUCCACUCCACCCACUACCUGCACACCGCGCUACCUGCCCCAUCUGUCUCUGCGACUUUGAAGAGCCUCAACUGGACGACGAGCCGGAGUCGGAAAUCGAACCCGAGCCUUUGCGGCUGCUAGAGUGCGGACAUGUGAUGCAUAAGACAUGUGUCGAUCAGUGGUUGACCACUGUCUCUGGGAGGUGUCCGGUGUGUCAGAAAGCGGUGAUUCCGCAGAUCGUCGACGAAAGCCGAGUGCCUUCGACCACACAGGGACAAGUGGCUGAUGCUGCAGGGCAAACGUUGGGCCAGCAGCAGCCGACCGAAGCCGAGCACAUAGCAGAAGAGCGAGAUCCGGCUCGGAUUGCUGCAGCCCCCGCGAUCGAGGCACAUCCAGCAGAAGCACACUGCCAGAACAGUACGGCGAGCACACAUCUUGCUGGUGCAAGCGGAAGCACGACGAUUUCCGACGCUGGACCUCAAGAAUCGCACGAAUUGCAACGUUUGCCAUCGGGUGUGUAA
Mycosarcoma maydis (corn smut) is the source of this 1743-nucleotide messenger RNA. RefSeq lists its product as uncharacterized. The transcript has a single exon. The record is from RefSeq and is a predicted model, not a curated record. Lineage: Eukaryota; Fungi; Basidiomycota; Ustilaginomycetes; Ustilaginales. Bases 1 to 1743 code for a protein of 580 amino acids.